AUGGGGGGUCCCGUGGGGCCCCCGCUCUUCCUCCACGCCCCACACUGGCUCCUCUGCCUGCUCUGCCUCCUCCCGCAGCUGCUUAAACAGGCCGCUGCCGGGCCGAGCCGGGCGCCCGUGGCCCUGCCCCCAUGGGCGCUGCUGGAGCAGUAUUGCCUUGGACUCACAACCCUGGCCAACAGAUCAGGUGCCUACUCCUACUGCAACACGACCUUGGACCAGAUCGGGACGUGCUGGCCCCGGAGCGCGGCCGGAGCCCUGGUGGAGAGGCCGUGUCCUGAGUACUUCAACGGCGUCAAGUACAACACGACCCGGAAUGCCUAUCGAGAGUGCUUGGAGAAUGGGACGUGGGCUUCACGGAUCAACUACUCACAGUGUGAGCCCAUUUUGGAUGAUAAGAGGAAGUACGACCUGCACUACCGUGUCGCCCUCGUUGUCAACUACCUGGGUCACUGUGUUUCUGUGGCUGCCCUUGUGGCUGCCUUCCUGCUUUUCCUGGCCCUGCGGAGUAUCCGCUGUCUGCGGAAUGUGAUUCAUUGGAAUUUGAUCACCACCUUUAUCCUGCGCAACGUCACGUGGUUCCUGCUGCAGCUCAUUGACCACAAAGUGCAUGAGAGCAAUGAGGUCUGGUGUCGCUGCAUCACCACCGUCUUCAACUACUUCGUGGUGACCAACUUCUUCUGGAUGUUCGUCGAGGGCUGCUACCUGCACACGGCCAUCGUCAUGACCUACUCCACCGAGCGCCUGCGCAAGUGGCUCUUCCUCUUCAUCGGAUGGUGUAUCCCCUGCCCUAUCAUUGCUGCCUGGGCCAUUGGCAAGCUCUACUAUGAAAACGAACAGUGCUGGUUUGGCAAGGAGCCCGGUGACCUGGUAGACUAUAUUUACCAAGGCCCCAUCAUCCUUGUGCUCCUGAUCAAUUUUAUAUUUCUUUUCAACAUCGUCAGGAUCCUCAUGACAAAAUUGCGAGCAUCCAUGACAUCAGAGACAAUCCAGUACAGGAAGGCAGUAAAGGCCACCCUCGUUCUCCUGCCCCUCCUGGGCAUCACCUACAUGCUCUUCUUCGUCAACCCUGGGGAGGACGACCUGUCGCAGAUCGUGUUCAUCUAUUUCAACUCCUUCCUGCAGUCGUUCCAGGGUUUCUUUGUGUCUGUCUUCUACUGCUUCUUCAAUGGAGAGGUGCGCUCAGCUGUGAGGAAAAGGUGGCACCGCUGGCAGGACCAUCACUCCCUCCGAGUGCCUGUGGCCCAGGCCAUGUCCAUCCCCACAUCGCCCACACGGAUCAGCUUCCACAGCAUCAAGCAGACGGCCGCCCUGUGA
Molecule: messenger RNA, 1317 nt
Organism: Enhydra lutris kenyoni (northern sea otter)
Lineage: Eukaryota; Metazoa; Chordata; Mammalia; Carnivora; Mustelidae
Gene: CRHR2
Product: corticotropin releasing hormone receptor 2
Exons: 14
Coding region: 1-1317 (438 amino acids)
Biological process (GO): cell surface receptor signaling pathway; adenylate cyclase-modulating G protein-coupled receptor signaling pathway; long-term synaptic potentiation
Cellular component (GO): dendrite; plasma membrane; axon terminus
Molecular function (GO): corticotropin-releasing hormone receptor activity; corticotrophin-releasing factor receptor activity; G protein-coupled peptide receptor activity
Source: RefSeq, a predicted model, not a curated record